Molecule: messenger RNA, 966 nt
Organism: Nerophis lumbriciformis (worm pipefish)
Lineage: Eukaryota; Metazoa; Chordata; Actinopteri; Syngnathiformes; Syngnathidae
Source: RefSeq, a predicted model, not a curated record
AUGGAGCGAGCCGACAGACGACUGUUGAAGAACCAACCGUUCGACGAAAGCGUUGAUGUCAGCGACUCGGCGGAGGAGACGAGCGUUCGCGUCCAGGUAUUGAGGGCCGAGCUCGGGAGAAACAGGAGAGGUCGCGGCAUGAUGUCCAACCACAGCAGCGGCGACGAGAUGGACGAAGACCGAGAGCCCGUGAGGGCCAAAGAUCUGAUGGGAGGUCAGGCCGGGGUCAGUCCUAACGAGGAGGACGACGAGGAUGAAGAAGAAGACGCCGACGAUUCGGAGGACGAUGAUGACGAGUCGACGAAGGACCCCGAGGGGAUGUACGACCCGGCUGACUACGACAACCUCCCCGUCAGCACUGAGAUCAAAGAGUUAUUUCAGUACAUCGUGCGGUACUGCCCUGAGUCCAUCGAGCUAGAAUACAGCCUGAGACCCUUCAUCCCGGAUUACAUCCCUGCCGUGGGCGACAUCGACGCCUUUCUAAAGGUCCCGAGGCCGGACAACAAACCGGACGGGCUCGGCCUUCUGGUUUUGGACGAGCCCAGCAUCAAACAGUCCGACCCCACGCUGUUGUCGUUGUGGUUUUCCGAGGAAACCAAGCAGCACGCCACCAGCGAGCUCAAGGUGACCAGCGUCUCCAGUCCCCAGUCCAAUCCACGCGCCGUGGACAGCUGGGUGGAGAGCAUCGGCGCCCUGCACCGCUCCAAGGCGGCGGCUAGCGUGCAGUACGCGCGCGCCAUGCCCGACAUCGACGCCCUCAUGCAGGAGUGGCCGCCAGAGGUGGAGGAAACCCUCGGUCGCGUUCAGCUGCCCCCCGCCCGUCUCUCCUGCAGCCUGCCGCAGUACUGCGAUAUCGUCUGCGCCCUGCUGGACGUCCCCGUGUACUGCAGCCGUAUCCAAGCUCUGCACUUGCUUUUUAGUCUUUUCCUGGAGUUCAGAGACUCGCAGCACUUUGCGCGCACCUGA